Fusarium coffeatum is the source of this 546-nucleotide messenger RNA. RefSeq lists its product as uncharacterized. The record is from RefSeq and is a predicted model, not a curated record. NCBI's taxonomy places the organism in Eukaryota, Fungi, Ascomycota, Sordariomycetes, Hypocreales, Nectriaceae. The transcript is spliced from 2 exons. The coding region runs from base 1 to 546 and encodes 181 amino acids.
AUGGCUCCCAAGGCUCCCAGUGAAGGUCAGAAGGUCGAUCUCGGCCAGAACGCUCCCGUCAAGGAGGAGGGCCCCGGCAAGGUUGCCUCCGAGUCUCUUGCUGCUGAGUCCGCCAAGGAGGGCGGCGACUUUGCUUCCAACGAGGGCAUCCGCAGCGAGAACCAAGCUUCAUCCGGAUCCGAGAACACCAGCGCUGGCCGCACCACCAACACCUCUUCCGCCCCUAGCUCCAACACCAGAUCCGCUCAGUCUGGCUCUGCCAAGUCCAACGCCGGCACUGCCCCCAGCUACGUCGAUAACCAGUACAUCAAGGCCUCCGGCCCUCACGGCAAGAACAUCACCGAGGGCUUCGACGACUCAAAGACUGAGGAUGGCCUCAAGAAGGCUUUGAACGCUGAGCCUGGUAGCGAGAACGACCCCAGCCGAGUUGCUGAGCUCCAGUUCCAGCAGAACCAGACUGCCGCUGGCCGGGAUGCUGGUCCCAGGCAGACUGGUCUCGCCAACGAGACCUCUUUUGAUGCUCUCAACAACGAGACUUCCUCUUAA